Fonsecaea erecta is the source of this 1299-nucleotide messenger RNA. RefSeq lists its product as hypothetical. Gene Ontology annotation, molecular function: O-methyltransferase activity. The record is from RefSeq and is a predicted model, not a curated record. Lineage: Eukaryota; Fungi; Ascomycota; Eurotiomycetes; Chaetothyriales; Herpotrichiellaceae. The coding region runs from base 1 to 1299 and encodes 432 amino acids. The transcript is spliced from 2 exons.
AUGGCACUUUCAAGCUCCAGCCUUUCAGAGCUUGAAGCUCUCGCCGCGACGUGUCUGGUGCAGGCCGGCUUGUUCAGUCGCAGUCUCGAAAGCUCCAAGCUUGUAAAUGAGCACACGAGGUCUGCCCAUCAAGGCGGUGUAGAGCUGAGAGAUAUACAUUUGUCUUUGUUUGAAUCGGUGCAGAAUCUUCUCCUGAUGGUGACCCCGCCCGAAUUUAUCCUCACCCAAGGUCUUUCUGCGAGCAUCAUGGAUCUUACAGCUUUACGAUACAUCAAUCGAUUUGCUGUCGCUAAGGGUGUCCCAACCACCGAAAAGAUAUCCUACGCAGCGUUGGCAGAAAAAAUCGUCGUCGAUGUAUCUCAAUUGAAGCGGGUACUACGAUACGCCAUGACAAAGGGUAUCUUCGUCGAAGUGGACGGUGAAGUGGCCCACACAGAGACAUCACUGCUUCUCCUCCAGGAUGGCAUUGCGACUUUGAGUAAGUAUUCCAGCGACCGCGGAUGGCCGAUCGCGAGCUGUUUCAACGAUUCGAUCGACAAAUGGGGCCAUGGCUCGCAGGAGCCGAACGAGACGGCUUUCAACGUCUUCAAGGACACGGAUUUGUCCAUGUUCGAGUAUCACGAGCAGCACCCGGCGUUUGGCGCCGACUUCCACGCCGUCAUGAAUCAAUUCACCAAGUCGCCACCACUGUCGCAUGAGCACAUCAAGUCGGCAUUUGAAUGGAGCAGCCUGUCUCACGCAAUAAUCGUUGACGUGGGCGGGAGCCUUGGCCAUGGCAGUAUUGCCAUUCUUGAGACCAACCCGACACUCACGUGUAUCGUCCAAGACCUCCCAAAGACUGUCGCCCGGGCUACAGAUCCUUCGAUAUCAAUCGUCCCUGCCCAUAUGAAGAACCGGAUCAGCUUCCAAGAGCAUAGCUUCUGGGACCCUCAACCUGUCGUCGCCGACAUUUAUUUCCUCCGGAUGAUAUUUCACGACUGGGCAAAUAAAUAUGCCAAGAAGAUCCUGCAGGCUCUUCUUGUGGGCAUGAGGCCUGGAUCGAAAAUCCUGAUCAUGGACUACGUCACACUUCCAUAUGGUACGCUCAAAAUCGGCGAUGAGCGACGAAUGCGAGUCCGGGAUAUGCAAAUGAUGGUAAUGCAUAAUGCGCUGGAACGAGAUGAGGGUGAAUGGAGACGUCUAUUUGCCGAGACCGAUCCCAGGCUGAGACUGAUCAAGAUACGCAAGCCGGUCGGAAGCGCUCUGUCAUUGCUUGAAGUGGUUUUGGAUCAUCGCAGGGAUUCUGUGGUUCAGCCUUGA